Molecule: messenger RNA, 3138 nt
Organism: Verruconis gallopava
Lineage: Eukaryota; Fungi; Ascomycota; Dothideomycetes; Venturiales; Sympoventuriaceae
Exons: 3
Coding region: 157-2352 (731 amino acids)
Biological process (GO): cellular response to X-ray; double-strand break repair via nonhomologous end joining; DNA recombination
Cellular component (GO): nucleus; Ku70:Ku80 complex
Molecular function (GO): damaged DNA binding; double-stranded DNA binding; telomeric repeat DNA binding
Source: RefSeq, a predicted model, not a curated record
CGACACGUGAGCAGGCGUUGAAGCUGCCUGCGUUUGUGGAAGCGGUCUGUGGACACGCCUCUGCUGCCUUCCAGAAAGCCGCUGUCAACUCUGAGAAUUGACGUGCAGAUUUGAAAUGUGAUCGGUGCUGUCUUCGAGGACGAGGCAUUGUUGAAGAUGGCAAACAAGGAGGCGACCAUAUACAUCAUUGAUGUUGGCAAGUCAAUGGGAAGGAAGCAACACGGUCGCCAGCAGACAAAUCUCGAUUGGAGCAUGCAGUAUGUUUGGGAUAGGAUCACAACCACUGUGAAAGAUGGCAAAAAGCUCGAACAGCUCGGCGUUCUCGCUGUUCGAACGGACGAGACGCAGAAUAUUUUGGACAGCGACGACGGGUUUUCCAACAUCACUGAACUUCAGGGCAUCCAGCAGACACUUCUUUCAGAUCUGCGAAAGCUCCGCGAUGCCAUCCGCCCGAGCAACACGUCUCGCGGUGAUAUUCUCUCCGCGCUUGUUUUGGCCGUUCACAUGAUGGGACAGCAUACCAGGAAGUUAAAGUACAAGCGCAAGAUCGUACUAGUCACCGACGCUUCCGUCUCGAUUUACGCCGAGGACAGCCAUGAGAUCGUCAAGAAAAUCAAGGAGGAUGACAUCGAACUUACCAUCCUCGGUGUCGACUUUGACGAUCCUGAAUACGGCUUCAAGGAGGAAGACAAGAAUCCUAUCAAAGCGCAAAAUGAAGCGAUCCUGAAGCAGCUUUGCGAGGACUGCGAUGGAACGUUUGGCACGAUGGCCUACGCAAUCUCUGAACUGGGUCUACCUCGAAUCACGCUGCCAAACCCUGUACCAUUGUAUAAAGGGACGCUGACGUUGGGAGACCCAAGCAAAUACGACACGGCCAUGACCAUCCAGGUUGAGCGUUAUGCCAAAGUCAGGCUCGCGAAAGCCCCAACGGCCAGCAACUACGUUGUAAGCGUAGGAGGUGGUGGCGGCGUCGCUGCUGCUGCAGGGUCAAGCACGCACACGUCGGCGACGGUGCAGGAUGGUGGUGACGAAUCUGCCGGGGAUGGAUUGGCCUCAGUGAAGUACUCGAGAACGUACACCGUCGAAGAUGAGAACGCGCCAGGCGGCAAACGCGAGGUUGAGAGAGAUGAACUUGCUCGAGGGUUCGAAUACGGGCGCACUGCCGUGCCUAUGGAACGCGAAGACGAGCAUGUUACGAAGCUAGAAACAUUCGAAUCUUUCGACAUUGUUGGUUUCGUGGCAGCAUCCGAAUACGAGCACUGGAUGAGCAUGUCUGAAACAAGCCAGACGGUGCCUAGCAAGGUAAACCAGAAGGCUGCAAUGGCAUUUUCGUCCUUGGUACACGCAUUGUACGAGAGAGAUUCCUAUGCGGUGGCUAGACUCGUUACAAAGAACGGUAGGAAUCCUAUCAUGGUGCUUAUGGCGCCAUUUUUCGACCCAGCCAACAACUUCGAGUGCCUCGUCGAUGUGGAGCUGCCCUUUGCGGAGGACAUGCGGUCUUUCACUUUCCCGCCGCUGGACAAAGUUGUCACGGUUGGCGGGAAACAUAUAGAACGGCAUCGCAACCUGCCAAAUGAAGCCCUUCUGAGUGCCAUGAGCGAUUUUGUGGAUACCAUGGACCUAUCUACCUUUGGCAAGGACGACGACGGCAAUCCCGCCGAAUACGCCCCUAUCACUGACACGUACAACGCACGAAAGAACUACAUAGAGCAUGCCAUCAAAUUCCGUGCAAUCCACCCUACAGAUGAGGUUCCGCCUGCGCCAGAUAUCCUCCUUAAAUAUUCGAAUCCACCUGCAGAGUUGCUCGAAUCCGCAAAAACCAAUCUCGACGCUUUGAUCAAAGCCGCGGAUGUUAAGAAAGUGCCACCUAAACUGAAAGGUCGAAAACGAGGUCGAGACAUUGAGAAACCGCUGUCCGGCCUCGACAUCGAGUCUCUCCUUCGCAGCGGCGACAACAAGCGUGUCAAGAUAUCCCCCGAGAACGCAAUCCCGGAAUUCAAACAACUGAUCGCCACCGUCGACGAGAUAAGCAGUCUCAAAGACGCGGUCAGACAGCUGUCCGUCAUCAUCCAGGACUACAUCCGGACGAGCACAGGGAACUACAACUAUCAAAGAGCGAUAGAAGCCAUGCGCGUGAUGAAGGAAGAAAUGAUGGAGUAUGAGGAACCCAAUUUGUACAACGACUUCUUGCGAGAGCUCAAGAAGAAGUUGGUGGCUGGCGAUCUGGGUGGCGACAGAACGGAGAUGUGGUAUCUGGUGAAGGUGUCUAGGUUGGGUCUGAUUGACAGCGCGAUGAGCGAGUUGGCAGAUGUGAGCCCUGAUGAUGCCAAAGCGUUUAUGACGCUCAGCUGAUGAUCGACACUCUGGCGCUGGUUCUGAAUUUGCUGGAAAACGAAUUGAGCUCGCGACAUGUGCAAGAGCUUUUGCGAGCAAAGUCUACGUUGAAGAGCCUGUUCGAGCUUCGGUUCCGCAAUGACCAGGCACCGACUCUUUGAAGUCAUGACACCUGCCGGGAGGCUUUUGAAUCCGAAUAUGUACCUUGGAGAGACGCUCAAAAUCCCAUGGAAGUUCGUAGACCUCUCGACGGACCGAAAUGAUGCCUCAAAUGUCUACCCGGAAGAACCAUGAUUUCCAUGAAUUUUUCUCACCAUUGUUCCAAGUCAGGCAUCACAGCCCGUCAGCAAUGGUUCAGCUCACUCAAGUCAGCCGCUCGCACAUCAGAUGAUGUACCACCACGGGGUAGAGCGUAUUGUUCAGCAUGUGGCAUGGCCACAAGCCAUUCUGGGGAGGUUUUAUUUACGACAAGUGUUGUCACCAGGAGGUGAACUGUCUGCUGGUGGUUUCAGAAAGACAACAAAAUUCCGUUUCCUCUGUACUCGGACUGACCUUCCGUGUACAUCAAUAACAUACGUGUGGGCUAGCAAAAAGAAGGCCAGGGGGAAAAGGGAAGCGUGCUCUUCGAUUCAUGGCUUCUGCCAUCUUUUAUCUGCCAAGCCUUCCAAAUCACCCGAAAAUCAGUGAGCGUUUCCGCGCAGCAUAAAAGCAACGGCCUCGAUUAGAAUCGCUCAGCAUGAACUUCAUGUAUCAUACAUCACAACUUUGGCUUUGUCCCCAACGGAUUACCUAGCCGUCCCAAAC